AUGGGGCUGUCCCCGUACCGCGGGCCGUAUACAUGGCACUUCGACAUCGACACAUAUCUCAACCCCAUCCUGCCGCCUUCUAUCUUACCGAGCCUUCCAUCCUACAUCAGCCACUUCCUUGGGUACCGCACCCACCCGCCACGACCGCUCGGCAACCUUGUGAUGGUCCUUUGGGCCGCCAUCGGGGUGUUCUGCAGUCUGGCCAUCAUCGGCGCCGUUUCCAUCAAUAUCCCAUCCAUCCAAGCGCAUGGAACGCCGACUGUGUUGGGGAGCUACGGUGCAGCAGCAGUUCUCUCCUUCUACGCAAUCGAAUCCCCCCUCUCCCAACCGCGCAACGCUAUCCUCGGGCAAAUCAUCUCUGCCGUCACGGGCAUCAUCAUCCACAACCUCUUUUCCCUCUCCCCACACUUCGCUGCCAUCCGCUGGCUCGGGGCCUCGUUAGCAUUGUGCCUUUCGUGCGGGCUGAUGUUGUGCGUGGCGCUGCUGGUGAAUAAUGUGCAGAGAAGGUUUCCGUUUUAUUGGUGGUCUCCCCAGGAAACUGGGAGCUUCUGGAGGCGUGCGAAGGUUGAUAUUGAGAGGGAAACUGGAAGGCCAGACACGGUUGAUCGGUCAGAGAGGAGGUUAAGGGAGAAGAAAGAAUACUCAGGACGAGGGGAGCAGCAGGCUGAGGAGGAGUUGACCUCUAGUUCGGGGGACCUUGAGCUUGGGAGAAGGGUGGCGAGGUCAGUUAGUCUUGAGCACGGAAGGGAAGGGGAGAUUGUGAUCAGAAGAGGGAGAGUACGUCUGCCGGAUGGGUUGAUGUUACGACCUGAAGAACUCUUGUUCCUGGAGACGCUAGGUGAGCGGUUGGGACAUCUUGGACACUCAGAGAAGCCGUAUUAA
Thermochaetoides thermophila DSM 1495 is the source of this 882-nucleotide messenger RNA. RefSeq lists its product as uncharacterized. NCBI's taxonomy places the organism in Eukaryota, Fungi, Ascomycota, Sordariomycetes, Sordariales, Chaetomiaceae. Bases 1 to 882 code for a protein of 293 amino acids. The transcript is spliced from 3 exons. The record is from RefSeq and is a predicted model, not a curated record.